Messenger RNA from Macadamia integrifolia, 1919 nucleotides. RefSeq names its product DNA-directed RNA polymerase III subunit RPC3. Gene Ontology annotation, biological process: DNA-templated transcription. The record is from RefSeq and is a predicted model, not a curated record. Bases 108 to 1715 code for a protein of 535 amino acids. Gene Ontology annotation, molecular function: single-stranded DNA binding. Lineage: Eukaryota; Viridiplantae; Streptophyta; Magnoliopsida; Proteales; Proteaceae. The transcript is spliced from 14 exons. Gene Ontology annotation, cellular component: RNA polymerase III complex.
GAUCUGGUCCAGUCCGUUCCAAGUUCCAACUCUCUCGUCAAGGCUAUCACGGCGACGACGACGAAGAAGAAGAAGGAAAGGGAACCGCAAAGUUUGCUACGUUAGCAAUGGUGACGCAGUACGGCAUCAAACUCGCCGUCAGCGUCAUUUCUUCCCACUUUGGUGAUCUCGUCUCUAAAGUAUGUGAAUGUCUCCUGCGCAAAGGAACUCUUUCCCUAGCGGAAUUGGUUCGAUACACUGAACUCCAGAAUAAUCAAGUGAAGAAUUGUCUGCUCGUUCUAAUCCAACACAACUGCGUUCAACCUUUUUCCGUUCAGAAAGAUGGUGGAUUCGGGGUUGCUCCGAAGGUUGUCACUCAGUACACUGUGCUAUUCGAUAACAUUCUUCAUCGCUUGAGGUUCUCCAAAUUUCUCGCAAUUGUAUCCGAGGAACUCGAUAAAGAGUGUGAAGAACUACUUGAGGCUUUGCUUCAACAUGGUAGGCUUACCUUGGAACAAAUCACACAGCGAGCACAGUCCAUAUCUAAGCAGAACGAUUGGAGUACUGCUGUUCAGGAUGCUUUGCGAGAAAGCUUUGUUAGGCUUGUCAAUGCCCGCUAUGUGGAACGCUGUCCAGAUCCGGAGCCCUUUAUUGCGCCACCAGAUGAAGAUGCUCCUUCGUCUGGUAAACCUGGUUCUAAGGCUGCCAAGCUGGCUAAAAGAACUGCACCGACUGUAGAACAACAAGCUAUCACAGCUGCAGCUCCUUUGGAAUCCAAAAGAUUUGCAAUUAUGACAGAUACAGGGCCUGAUGCUGGAGGAGAAGAAAUGGCUGGUCAAACUCCCCAUACAAAACUGGGGGAAAAGCGUAAGUAUGGGGAAUUGGAGAUGGAUAGAGAAACUAUGGGUACCAUUUUCGUGAAAGAAGUUCUUUGGCGAACCAAUUUUGAGGCAUUUAUGCGUCGUCUUAGGCAUAAGGCUUGUGUUUUGAAUGUGAUGGCAAGGCUAGAUGAUGGGGCUGGAACUGUCUUAAAUGCAUUGUUGGAGGCAACAAAAAAUGCAGAGAACAAAGUCAAAACAGAGAAUUCAGUCCCCUUGCCGAUGGAUACUAUUUUAGAAGAGGUGAUGAAAAGUGAAAAAGGUCGUACUAUGACCUUAGAACGUGUUAGAGCUGCACUCAGUCAAUUGGGUUGUCAUCACACUACAAGAGGGGCUGACGAAUCUUGUUAUAGCAUUGAUUUGAGAAGUAUUAUUGACAACGCGCAAAAUAUGGAGGUGGAAUCCAUUGUUCUGAAAAGAUAUGGUAGAGAGGCCUACAGGAUAUUCAGAUUUCUUUCAAAGACUGGUCAGUUAGCUGAGACAGACAAGAUUGCAGAUACUACAUUUGUAGAAAAGAAGGAAAUAGUCAAGAUUCUCUAUAAUCUUUGGAAGGACAGCUUCUUGCAUAUGGAGAAAAUACUUUCCCAUGGAACUAAGCAGUCACAAUUUUUGUUGUGGAAAGUGAACAAAAGUUCUGUUUGGAAAACUAUUUUAGAUCAAAUGUGGCAUGCUGCCUUAAAUUUGAGUCAACGGGUGGCUUAUGAGCUUGAAAAAGAACAUGAGAUUCUGCAACUGCCAAGAGAAAAACGGGUUGGAGCCCAAGGAGUAAGAUUUGAACGCAUAAGAAGAGUAAAGAUACUGUUGGAAUCAUCCCUGAUGAAACUUGAUGACGCCCUCAUGCUAUUCCAUGACUUCUAAAUAUAAGAUACUUAUGGUAGUAAUGUUUGACUUUUAAGAACUAGGAAGGGUAGCAGUCCAAUUUCUUCUAUUUUGAACAUUACUAAUUCAAUCUCCCAAACUUCUUUAAUCAUCUCAAUCCCUUUUCUUCCAUUUUUCUGAAGCAGGUUUUUGAGGGAACUUGUACAGCGAUUUAUAUCAGAUAUAUAAAUUUUUUUUUUAUUA